Molecule: messenger RNA, 5556 nt
Organism: Echinops telfairi (small Madagascar hedgehog)
Lineage: Eukaryota; Metazoa; Chordata; Mammalia; Afrosoricida; Tenrecidae
Gene: ACVR2A
Product: activin A receptor type 2A
Exons: 12
Coding region: 395-1960 (521 amino acids)
Biological process (GO): activin receptor signaling pathway; protein phosphorylation; cellular response to growth factor stimulus
Cellular component (GO): plasma membrane; activin receptor complex
Molecular function (GO): activin receptor activity; ATP binding; activin binding
Source: RefSeq, a predicted model, not a curated record
CCGCCGCCGCCGCCUCGUCGCCUCAGCCUGGCGUUUUGUUCCGGGAGACCCGAGAGGCGAGCAGAGCUGACAGUGAUUUUGACAGUGAUUUAAACCCGCUUUUGUUGUUGUUGGCUUUUCGUUGUUUGGUUUUGAGUGCUGUUCGUAUGUGUGGCGGUUUUCCCCGUGGUGCAAUUAAAAAAAUUUUUUUUUAUUGUUGUGCCUUUUUUUCCCUCCCCCCUUAAGCCUCCUUUUUAAACCCCGUGAACGUUUUUUUUUUUUUUUUUCUGGACUGGGGUUUCCGAGUAUGUUUUAUGACGGUUGAUUUUAUACCAGGAGGCUUGUCUCCGAGGAAGACCCGGGGAACUGGAUAUCUAACGAGAACUUCCUACGGCUUCCCCGGCGCCUGGGGAAAAUGGGAGCUGCAGCGAAGUUGGCGUUUGCAGUCUUUCUUAUCUCUUGUUCUUCAGGUGCUAUACUUGGCAGAUCAGACACUCAGGAGUGUAUUUUCUAUAAUGCUAAUUGGGAAAGAGAUAGAACCAAUCGAACUGGUGUUGAACCCUGUUAUGGUGACAAAGAUAAACGACGGCAUUGUUUUGCUACUUGGAAGAAUAUUUCUGGCUCCAUUGAAAUCGUGAAGCAAGGUUGUUGGCUGGAUGAUAUCAACUGUUAUGACAGGACGGAUUGUAUAGAAAAGAAAGACAGCCCUGAAGUAUAUUUUUGUUGCUGUGAGGGCAAUAUGUGUAAUGAAAGGUUUUCUUAUUUUCCGGAGCUGGAAGUCACACAGCCUACUUCAAAUCCAGUUACACCUAAGCCACCCUAUUACAACAUCUUGCUCUAUUCCUUGGUGCCGUUAAUGUUAAUUGCAGGAAUUGUCAUCUGUGCAUUUUGGGUGUAUCGACAUCACAAGAUGGCAUACCCUCCUGUACUUGUGCCAACACAGCACGCCUUUCAUAUAAUGAUAGAGGAUCCAGGACCACCCCCACCUUCUCCAUUACUAGGGUUGAAGCCACUGCAAUUGCUAGAAGUGAAAGCAAGGGGAAGAUUUGGGUGUGUCUGGAAAGCCCAGUUGCUCAAUGAAUAUGUGGCUGUCAAAAUAUUUCCAAUGCAGGACAAACAAUCAUGGCAAAAUGAGUAUGAAGUCUAUAGUUUGCCUGGUAUGAAGCAUGAGAAUAUAUUGCAAUUUAUUGGUGCAGAAAAGCGAGGCACCAAUGUUGAUGUGGAUCUUUGGCUAAUCACAGCAUUUCAUGAAAAGGGCUCCCUCUCGGAUUUUCUUAAGGCGAAUGUGGUCUCGUGGCAUGAAUUGUGCCACAUUGCAGAAACCAUGGCUAGAGGGUUAGCAUAUUUACAUGAGGAUAUACCUGGCCUGAAAGAUGGCCACAAGCCUGCCAUAUCUCACAGGGACAUCAAGAGUAAAAAUGUGCUGUUGAAAAACAACCUGACAGCGUGCAUUGCUGACUUUGGUUUGGCGCUAAAGUUUGAAGCUGGCAAGUCGGCAGGUGAUACCCACGGACAGGUUGGUACCCGGAGGUAUAUGGCUCCAGAGGUAUUAGAGGGUGCUAUAAACUUCCAAAGGGAUGCAUUUUUGAGGAUAGAUAUGUACGCCAUGGGAUUAGUCUUGUGGGAACUGGCUUCUCGCUGCACUGCCGCAGAUGGGCCUGUAGAUGAGUAUAUGUUGCCAUUUGAGGAGGAAAUUGGCCAGCAUCCAUCCCUUGAAGACAUGCAGGAAGUUGUUGUGCACAAAAAAAAGAGGCCUGCUUUAAGAGAUUAUUGGCAGAAACAUGCUGGCAUGGCAAUGCUCUGUGAAACCAUAGAAGAAUGUUGGGAUCAUGAUGCAGAAGCCCGGUUAUCCGCUGGGUGUGUAGGAGAAAGAAUCACUCAGAUGCAGAGACUCACAAACAUCAUCACCACAGAGGACAUUGUAACAGUGGUCACAAUGGUGACAAAUGUGGACUUUCCUCCCAAAGAAUCUAGUCUAUGAUGGUGGUACCAUCGGCACACACUGAGACCCAAGACUGAGCUGGAGCUGCUAAGCUAACAAAACUGCUUAGUUUAUGUUCUGUGUGAAAUGCAUUGGAGGUCUCUUGGAAAUGCGGAAGACCCUCAUUGAACAAUGUGGCUCUGGGAGACCGACUUCAUUGCCUGCAGCACAGACGUGAAGGACAUGAGAGAGAGACCAGUUGCAGACGCUACAGAAACUCUGCGCAUAUGCGAGGGAGGGCCCUCACCAGAUCUCUGAGGAGCACUUGGACCUUGCUAAUGGAGCAUUGGAAAACUGACGUCAGAUUUCUUAAUGUCUGUCCGAAGACACUAAUUCCUUAAAUGAACUGCUAUUUUUUUUAAAUCAAAAACUUUUCAUUUCAGAUUUUAAAAAGGGUAACUUGUUUUUACUGCAUUUGCUGUUGUGUUUCUAUAAAUGACUAUUGUAAUGCCAACAUGACACAGCUUGUGAAUGUUUAGUGUGCUGCUGUUCCGUGUACAUAAACCAAGUCAUCAAAGUGGGGUACAGUAAAGAGGCUUCCAAGCAUUACUUUAACCUCCCUCAACAAGGUAUACCUCAGUUCCACGGUUGCUAAAUUAUAAAAUUGAAAACACUAAAAUUUGAAUAAUAAAUUGAUCCAUGUUUUGUAACAAGGUAUUACAAAUUCACUGUGUUAUUUAAGAAAAAAAAAAAAAGGUAAGCUAUGCUUAGUGCCAACAGUAAGUGGCUAUCCGUAAAGCAAUGUUUUAGUUUUUCUUGUGCUAGGCUUGUGAUUUAAGGAAAAAUUGCUGUUUUUUGAAACGAAACAAAAAUGGUGUCAUUUUCCCUUCUUCCUACAUCUUAAAGCUUCAUCUUAUCUCUAGUUCCCAAAAUAUUGCAUACUUACCUAAGUGUGUGUCUAUAUAUAUCUAUAUAGACACACACACAGACAUAUAUAUAUUUUUAGGUGUGCCGUGUUUGGGAACUACUUGGAAAUUUAAAGCAUGGUUUAAAUUUUUUUUUAAUGAGCUGUGACACUGGAAAGCUCUUAAUUUUUAUUCUUUUUAAAUAGAUUUUUUUCCUAUUUAUGUGUGUAAAAUUGUAGGGUAUUUCUUUUCACCAAACUUUGUGUGGGACAUUCUUUAUCACUGUUUUAGAAUCGCCUCAGGAAGUGUCAUUACCCAGAAUUCCUCACUCUCUGCUUUGAGACUUGUAACUCUGUCACUCUACUUUUGCUUGGUGCCAUCUUGUCAGAGUAAUAUUUGACAUCUGUGGUGUGUCCAGAAGUAGCCUUGGAGAGGGGCUUUGAAUUGAAGCACGGAUUUCAGAUGUUACUGCUUUAAGACAAAUCAGGGACAACAGUUAAUCUUAUGCAAUGACAUGUAGAGGUAACCAAUGUUGAUAUAGACAACAUAGCUUGGCCUCCUCCCCCAAAUUGCUUUUACAACUAACUGAUAUUAAUUUAGGAUCGUUCAUGCCUUAUCCUUGCUAAGAAAAUGGAAUUGAUGGUAGAUAGGUGCCAAAGAGCCUUUCAAAACUACUGCAUUAGAAUACAAUUGGAUUCAUUGUCAAAUUUAUCCAGGCCAAAGUAAAUUGUUAAUUUCUUAAAUCUCAAGAUUACUGACCAACAAAUAGCCAGUAUUAUGCUAUGUACUUUCUUGUCAGGUCAUUUCUAAAUUCAUAUAUUAAUUUUAUAAAAUAAUUUUUUACACGACACCAGGAUUGACUUGGUGGCAAUGAGUAUUUGUUUUUUAGUUUUAUUUUUUAUUUAAAAAAUUUAAAUCAGGAGCCUCACUGUGAAUGUUAUCUUCAGAUGGUUAUUUAACCACACAGUACACACUACAUUUUACAUGAUAUGCACUUACUCUCUGGGAAGAAUAAAUUAUAUUAUUUAUAAUAUGACAUAGGUCAACAGACUCUCAGCAGGGAGGGAAAGAGAAGGGUCAUUACAUUGUUGUCUGUGUGCCACGCACCAUACUGGGCUGUUUGUGCUCUUGGUCACAAGGACCCAAAGUGUCAUUGUAUUCCUAAGAACUCGUUUUCAAGGUUGAGUUCUUAUUUCAAAAAGUACUUGGCCUCUCAACUGCUUGGUUAGGUUUUCCUUUCAUUUUGAAACAAAUUUAAGGGAACAUAUUGAGAAAUGUGUAUAAAAGAAAAUGGUUCAUUUCCUGAAGACUUAUUUCUAUCUGUUGUAAAACUUUAAUCCUGUUUUUAAAGUUAAGAAAACAUAAAACAGGGGAUGAUGUUUGGCUUUUAUGUGAGCUCUGGAGGUAAAUUUUAUAAAACCAACUAUUCACAAUACAAAAUGUUUUCUCUUCGUGGUAGGAAAACUUUUUAGAAUUCCUGGGUAUUGUACUUAACUCUAGCUAACCAAUUUUAAAACUUGUAUCCUUUUGCGAACUAUGUUAAUAGAAUACUUUUUUAUAAGCAGUAAAAUAAGAAUGUUCCAGUGACUACCUGUCUUGAUAAUACCUAGUCUUGUUACAGUUUCCUUUUGCAGGGCAUUGCAGUGUUUGGUUUACAGUAAGUGCAGAGUGGGCAAGUUCAUACCAAGUUUGAGCUAGGGAUGUUGGGAAGAAUAAGGAAAAAAAGUGAUUUCUUGGUUUUGGGGAAAACUGAGACCCCAGUUAACUUUUUCCUCAUGUGUAUGGUGCUCCUGAUAGUCUUAUAUUUUGCCUUUCUGAUACCCAUUCACAACUGCUGCUCUAACUUAUACUCUUUACCUUGCUCAGAUCUCCGUUUGAGGAUUGCUUUAUGAUCAACUGCCAUAGGACUGAUGGAUUAACCAGUGUUUGGCUUUAUGUGAGGUCUAUGCCCUGACACAGCUCUUGUAUGUAUUUUAGAUGCUAGGAAGUCUUUUAGCAUGUGCUGUGUGAUUCUUGUUUGGGUGUUUAUUACAGGUACCUUUUGGAUUCCAGAACAGAGACUGUGCCUCAAAAGUGCUGGUCCUGUGAACUUGCACUAUUCUUUCAUGGUGACGUUUUGAAAAUAGAACCAGGAGAAAAAUCACCACGCUGGGAUUUAAAAAUAGAAUCAUGACAUGAAAUUUUGAAAGAAUUUUUUUCCCCUGCCUUCACCCCUAGUAACAUCUACAUUUAAGUAAAAUGCAGGUGGGUAGGGAAAACCUGACCAGAUGGUAGUUUAGUGGAUUAAACUGUUUAAAAAAAGCUUCUCCACAGAUAUUUUCCAGUUUCUCUUUUUUACCUUUUUUAAAAAUUGCUUUUUAGGAACAUUUGGUAUAAUGUGCAUAAAUUAUUUAACAAUUUAUGGGCAAAAUGAUACAAGUAGCAUCUUGAUUGACCAUCAUUUACCUCAGAUAUUGAACCAGCAGUACGUUUUUAUGCAGUCUCAACCCAUGUCCUCUUUGUUACCUCUCAGAUAUUGGUAAGCAGUUAUUUUAGCUUUACUCUGUAUUUCUUGUCAGUGUUUUGGGCACAGGUUGUUGUACUACUGUCAAAUUGUACUUGCUAUUUUUUUUCUGCAAGUAUUUAACAAAAAGCUUAAAAAAAAAAGACCCAUAAAACCCCAUCUUGGAUAAGUGAUUGUUAAAUAUUGUACAAAUAAAAUGUAUGCUAUCCCCAUUCCGCCCCCAAGUUAAAUAAAAAAUGAAUACGGUA